This is a messenger RNA of Haliotis rufescens (red abalone), 1801 nucleotides long. RefSeq lists its product as uncharacterized. NCBI's taxonomy places the organism in Eukaryota, Metazoa, Mollusca, Gastropoda, Lepetellida, Haliotidae. The transcript has 3 exons. The record is from RefSeq and is a predicted model, not a curated record. The coding region runs from base 384 to 1616 and encodes 410 amino acids.
GAGUGAGAACACGCUGUUCGGGAAUAUCGUUCCUUUGGGAUUAGCAGUUGUGUGCUGAUUCAGUGGGCGUGAACGGUAAUACAAGUGGUGAAGAAGGUUGUCAGUUGAGUGAGAACACGCUGUUCGGGAAUAUCGUUCCUUUGGGAUUAGCAGUUGUGUGCAUUACAAAGAGCAAGAAAACACUCAAAAGCAUUGACAAUACCAGAUCAACGUAGCGUCGGUUAGAUCAUGAGGUGAAAGUCCCUGAUUGAAUACAGCUAUGACAUGUUUUUUAAAAGCGUGUCUCGUCAAAUGCAUGAAAUACAUAUCAACACUUUUACAACAUAACCGCGCUGUCGGCCAUGUCUAAGAGUUUUACCUUGUGAUAUGAGACAGUUCUGACUAUGAAGGUGCCACGAAAUCGAAGCAUGGUUUGCCUUGGUUUUGGAGUAUCACUGUUUGCUGUUGUAGCGUAUGUGCUCACCAUAAACCAAAUUAAGUUUGCAAGAAAGGUUCAACCAAUGUUAAUGACACAGUACGAAUUCAAUGCAACAGCUAACCCUCCCACUUUACAGAAUGAAAAAUGCCCUAACGUCACCAAAGGCAUGAUGAGAGGAAAAUGGAGAAUUCGAAAACUUACGAGAACAGAGCAAUCUGAAAUUGAUGGAUUUUUGGCCAGAGCAAGAAAGGUUCAUGGCAUUCUCUCCUUGCAAAGGAAUGACAGUAAAUGCUGGAACAUAUCUCUCAGUAACAACUGGUUCCGUGCUCUAUGUAACCCAAAUGGUCCCACUCCUUGUUGUCAUGGUACCACUUGUGUAAAGAAAACCGUUGACGAGUGCAAAUGUCCGAACUGUUACGAUCACCGACACAACAUACAUGCAGAAUACUCUACGUGGGAGCCCGAAGAUAGCCGAUGUCAGGUGAAGAACUUUACAGCCCAGAAGGCAUGUGAUCUUCUACAGGGGCUGACAAUAACCUUUGUUGGGGAUUCUCUUCUGAGACACAUCUACACAGGGUUUCUUCUACUUCUCUCCAACAAUCCUUUUGAUGGGGCAAUAAAGACAGAUGCUCCCAAAGAUAUAAGAAAGCAGUGUGAAGGAAUGGACAUGUUCACUGAAAAGAAUUGUCGAAUUUGGUUGAAAAGAUACACUUUCGUGUGUAAUAACUCUAACUAUAUUGAGAUGCGGGAUACUUACAAGGCUAAGGAUGUGGGCAAUUUCAUGAGAGUGGCGAAGCAGAUGAUUAACAAGCAAAAUACAUUCAUAGUUCUCAGCAUCGGCUUACACGAUCAGCUUAAUUCCAAAAGAGUCCUUCAAGAUUUCAUGAUGCCUGUUUUCCGUCUAAAAGAAAAAGAAAAGUCCUCGUGGCCAAAGCUAAUCUGGUCUACGAUACACUCUAGAUCACAUCUAAUAUUUAGGAAAGACAUUCGUGAUCAUUUUAAGAAAACUAAAGUAUUCAACGAUAUUAUGACAACCCAUAUGAUACGCCAUGGAGUGCCAGUGUUUGACACGUUCAAUAUGACACAUGGCGUCGUGAGCCCUGAUGGCACUCAUUAUGGGAGUGGCAUUAAUAUCAUGAAAGCUCAAAUGUUGUUAAAUUUUCUUCAAGAAAUUAAAAGCAGCAAAUUAAAGAAUUAAAAUAAAUGGAUAUGACAGGCCUUUAGAUAGUCACAGGUAAUAUUAUGUACAGUUGAAUCUAUAAUAUAUAUCUCACUCUUAUACAGUAGACUACGGUUAUAACGAACUCGAGGGGACCACUUAUUUUAGUUCGUAAUAACCGUAGUUCGUUAUAAGAAUACAUACAGCAUAUAUACAACAAAUGG